AGACGGAACACUUUCUCAUGCUAUCUUCAUUGCUAGGUCUACUCGGUAUAUAGGCUAUAGCAACAACAAGGAAAAUGCAACUCACACACUAUUUUCUUCUUCCGGUCUUACUCGCCACCGCAUCAGCCCAGACCGUAUAUCUGAUCCGCCACGGAGAAAAGCCUGCCAAUGGAUCAACUGGUCUCUCCGCGCAGGGCGUAGAACGCGCACAGUGUCUCCGCAAUGUGUUCGGGAACUCAUCCCAAUACAACAUCGGCUACAUUAUCGCCGAGAAGCCGAAAUCUGAUGGACAUCGUGACCGCCCGCUGUUGACGGUCCAGCCACUGGCUACGGACUUGGGCCUUACGGUCGACACGUCCUGCGAUCGUGACGACCAGGACUGCGUCGCGAAGUUGGUGAAGACGUACGAUAAAGGCAACCCUACGCAGAAUGUCCUCAUCUGUUGGGAACAUGGCCAGUUGACUAAGAUCGUGGAGGCGUUGGGUGAUAAAAAUGCCCCUACGUAUCCAGAUGAUUCUUUUAAUCUUAUUUGGACGGAUCCCCAGCCGUAUGAUAACAUUACCAGUACUCAAAGUGAGGAAUGUCCCGGGCUUGAUAAUUAAGUCCCACUAUCUCUCUGUAGGGCACGGUGGGUUUUAUAUACCGUAAUUAAGAUAUCCGAUUCAACACCAAAUAAGUUGAACUCCAAUUCCUCCUUCGCUGGUUCCGUUUUAGCCUCUGGGCGUGAGCAGCUGCCACUUCAACCCGAGCUGAGAGUGAGCAUUCUGAGCAGUAUAGUGGGGAUCCUGUUUUGGCUCCUUUGCGAUCAGGUUACGGUUUCACAGUCUUGUUGGUAGACUAUACAUACGUACAUCUAUGACGAUGUAAGGGGCGGAGGAGAAAGGCUUGUAGGAGUGUUGAGACUCUAAUCAGUAUGAG
This is a messenger RNA of Amorphotheca resinae ATCC 22711, 918 nucleotides long. RefSeq lists its product as hypothetical. The record is from RefSeq and is a predicted model, not a curated record. Gene Ontology annotation, molecular function: catalytic activity. Lineage: Eukaryota; Fungi; Ascomycota; Leotiomycetes; Helotiales; Amorphothecaceae. The transcript has 4 exons. The coding region runs from base 75 to 602 and encodes 175 amino acids.